AUGGCAAGAAAGAAGGUUAAAAUUGCGAAGAUUAUGAAUGAGAGUACUAGAAAAUCUUGUCUUAGAAAAAGAAGAGCUGGUUUGUUUAAGAAAGCCGAGGAACUGUGUGUCCUAUGCGACGUGCAGAUCGGCAUAGUUGUUUACAGUCCAGAUGAAGCUGCAGCAGGUCCCGCAGUUUGGCCAUCUCAGCAAGAGAUGGAAGGAGUAAUGGCGAGGUUUUUUGCCAUGCCCGAAACUGAAAGAGCCAGAAAAGGUAGUACACUUGUAAGCUACCUCAUGGAGAGGUUGGAGAAAGAGGAGGAAAAGAUCAACAAAGCCAAGAAGAAGAAUGAUGAGAAGGAAAUGGAGGAAAUCACGUGGCAAAUAUCUGAAGGUAAUAUGAAUGUAAAGGGACUAGUUGAUGCAAACCAACUUAAUGGUGUGUCUUUGUUGGCUGCUGACUUGGUUGACAGGCUCCACAAAAGGAAGCAACAAAUCAUGACCAGCAGCAGCAGCAGCAGCAGCCCACAAAAUCCAGCAGAUCAUCCUUCUGCACCACCACCACCACCUCCUCCUCGUCAGCAUCAUCACCAGGCAUCGCCAGCACCUGUAGAAGAAGAAGCUGCAGCCCCAUUUCAUGGGGAUAUUGGUGAUAGAGAUGUAAGGACCUUGAGCAUUCCCACACCAAUGGAACAAUUGAUGAAUGAUCAAUGGUUCAUGGAUACAAUGGCCCAUCACCAGGAUCUUCAUAUUGGUGGAGGGAGUGACUUGGGGCUGCCACCUGAAGACGCUGCCGGAACAAGUGGUGGCACAAAGGACAAGGACCUGCCUGAUGACCUCAACAGUGCAUGGCCUCACAUUUAUUCUCCUUGA
Molecule: messenger RNA, 852 nt
Organism: Cornus florida
Lineage: Eukaryota; Viridiplantae; Streptophyta; Magnoliopsida; Cornales; Cornaceae
Product: MADS-box transcription factor PHERES 2-like
Exons: 1
Coding region: 1-852 (283 amino acids)
Biological process (GO): positive regulation of transcription by RNA polymerase II
Molecular function (GO): DNA-binding transcription factor activity, RNA polymerase II-specific; RNA polymerase II cis-regulatory region sequence-specific DNA binding; protein dimerization activity
Source: RefSeq, a predicted model, not a curated record